Saccostrea echinata is the source of this 1910-nucleotide messenger RNA. RefSeq names its product FMRFamide receptor-like. Lineage: Eukaryota; Metazoa; Mollusca; Bivalvia; Ostreida; Ostreidae. Gene Ontology annotation, biological process: G protein-coupled receptor signaling pathway. Gene Ontology annotation, cellular component: membrane. Gene Ontology annotation, molecular function: G protein-coupled receptor activity. The record is from RefSeq and is a predicted model, not a curated record. The transcript has a single exon. The coding region runs from base 450 to 1586 and encodes 378 amino acids.
CAAAGACGUCUGAAGAUCAACGUUCUAAGUUUCCAUUAGGAAGUUCCUAAAAGAGGAUUCUAUAAUGAAACAAAAAUAAGUUUUCACCCCUUUUGUAUUUAGUGCUAAUAAAAUUCCACAUCAGUGUCUUACAAGAAAAUAGAGAAAAAAGUCUCCUGGAUAGAGGGGGACAAAAUCUGCGGAGACAUUAAUUGAGGGACGGCUAAAGUAUUUAUAUACUUUCCACACGCUGGUAUUGCUCACCAUUAACGGAACAAAAUCCACAAGGAUCUAGAUUCUCUCUGAAUUAAACUGCAGAAAGCAAAGAACGAACCAGGUAUUUACAGACUGUGCAAUCUAAUGACAACCAAAAUAAACACCUCAUCAAAAUAAUUCUAACUUCCCACAAGAAAUUUACAUCAAGGUAUAUCUGCAUCCAGUGACUUCUGGGUUCACGUUUUUGAUUAGAUAUGACCAACGAAACCUCCUUUGCUGAUUUAAACUGUUCAGCGUUAGAAAUCGGAGAAUCCAACAGUACCUUUGUGUCCAUUUUCUCUGCUGAAGAGGCAGAGAUCUUAGAGACCAUGAAUUACUACUGUUAUCGCAUCAUCAUUCCUACUGUUUGCUCAUUUGGAAUUCUGGGAAACAUUCUCAACGUCAUUAUCUUUACAAAGAAGAAGAAUACAGGCAUGUUGGAUGAGGUUGAGUAUUGCACGACAAUUUGUUUGGUGUCCCUAGCUGUUUCCGACCUGAUGUUCUGUAUCACAACCAUUCCUGUUGGAUUUCAAACCACGAGACAGACUGUUUUCCACAAGAGUGAAUUUCUUCUGUACUACUAUAUGUACAAUUCUGCCAUUAUCAGCAUGUUUAUUUUCAGCAGUACCAUGUUAACUGUACUAACAGCACUGAUGAGAUACCUCGCUAUCUGUCACCCAUUCCGCUCCAGACAAUUUAUAUCCAUUAAAAACGUUAGUAUAGGUAUUUUUGUAGUAGCUCUGUUCUCUAUUGCAUUUAACCUGGUAUCAAUGUGGCACUUCACUACUGUAGACUGCAUAGAGAAGGGCUACACCAUUGUACAACCAAGCAGUCUAUUCAUGGAGCCCUCCGUCCAGUACACUGUCAAACUACUUUGGGCUGUUUUUGGAAAUUUCAUUCCUCUUUCAAUUUUACUUUUCUGUAACAUUCAGCUGAUACGCGCUCUCCGACAGAGUCGACAGCUACGUCUGCUCCACAGUCGUGAUGACACUUCCUGUUUAUCUGCUCAUCGCCGCAUAAACAUAACCCUCGUUACAAUUAUCAUCUUCUUCUUUAUCCUUGUGGCACCCUCGGAAAUCACCAAAUUUAUCUCCCUACUCAAUAAUGACAGAGGAUUUCGCUAUGCUAUGGUGUCAUACAUCACCAACACUCUACAAUGCAUCAACUUUUCUGUUAACUUUGUGUUGUAUUAUGUUAUCAUUGCUCCGUUUCGGCACACCUUACAUGAAUUUCUCUGCUCAUUCCCUCGAGCAAUACGUCACAACGAACAACGCGAGAGAUCUUCUGCAAACACUGGAAAACAACCACAAACAGUGAUGCUCCUCUCUAUAAAGGACAAGCAUCAUAUCUAGUAUUUAAAAAAAAACUGUGUAGGAAAAAAAUUCAGUUUUCACUACAGAUGUGCAAGAAGAAUCAGAUCUGACACCUCCCCAAAGUUAACAUGAGGAAGGCUACAUGAAGAUUUAUUUCUUGCAUCAAUUAAAUUAGUACUUGGUCUACAGAGCUGAGUUUUCAUCUCUGAAAUAGAGACUAGCAAAACUACAUUUCAAUACUCCAUUUCUGAAGUAAAAACAUCAUGUUCCAUGUCAGAUAUUACUAAGGUUGUUCCAGAACAUUUUCAAUAUUUUUUUUCACUACUUCUAUACAAUGAAAAAUUUGCAAGCACCAUAUCAGAU